This is a messenger RNA of Lineus longissimus, 9468 nucleotides long. RefSeq names its product ras association domain-containing protein 1-like. The coding region runs from base 228 to 2951 and encodes 907 amino acids. The record is from RefSeq and is a predicted model, not a curated record. NCBI's taxonomy places the organism in Eukaryota, Metazoa, Nemertea, Pilidiophora, Heteronemertea, Lineidae. The transcript is spliced from 8 exons. Gene Ontology annotation, biological process: signal transduction.
UGUCUGGGCCAGUGGAUUAUUCCGUUUAUAAACCUGUGGAUCAUGCAACUACAGAAGGAAACAAGCCUGUGGAAUAUUCUACCGAAAAUGGGAACUUAGUGCGAAGAGAUUUCAGGAAUGUUAGUAGAGUAGUCAAUGUGGCUGAGCCAAAACGCUUUGGGAAGACACCGCUUCCUCUUGGAAAUAAGAUCCAGCUUUCGCCUUCAACGUCGCUGAGUCUUCAACAAAUGUUUCAAGGUUUGGCUAAGGUUGCCAGCAGGAAUAAGGAUGCACUAAACAGGAAUAAUAACAAUGCAACAGCACAAAAUAUUGGCACGAAAUCGAAGUUUUAUGUGACUUCCCCCACCCACGAUAACAGAUUCCCCAUUGACUUGACGCAGCAAAUAAACCCUUCACACGGCAGGAGUAAAUCCUUUGGUGAUGCUGAUCGUCAGAUCUCGGAACCUGGUGUACGAACAGGCCCUUUCUCUUAUCGUAGACAGCCCCUUUAUUCUGGGAAAAAGGGCUCGAAAGGUGUGGGAUCUCAUAGCAAAUCAAAGUCAUAUGAUGGAGACGAUGGUCAAGUGAGAAGCUCAUUCGACUCAGAUUCUGCUGAAGUACCGAAACCGCCAGGACACAGCUACAAAAAUACAGAAUCGGACCUUCCGAAGUUUUCACAACAAAGUGGAAUCUGUCUUCUGAAGGGUGAUAUAAACUCUGGUAAAAAGACGGGUGUCUAUGGGCCUCUUAGUCCUUAUCUUGAACCAAAGUUGCAGAGAGGUGACAAUGAAUAUGAGCCACUUAGUCCUAAAAACCAGCGGAAAUCUAGGGGUAAUGACAUUGAAAGUGUACCUGAUGCCUAUGGAAAACUGCGUCCUACUUUACGACUAAAAUCAGAUGGACAGUUUUGGAAGGAGCAGCCCUAUGCUGUGGAACAGAUGGAUCAAGGAGGCUCUGUUUUAAGUCAGGGUAGACACGGUUGUGUGAACAAAGGUGCUAAAAGUGACACCAAUGUCCUUGAUGGACUGAAAGAACCUGCUACUGAAAACGUUAUGGAAGCUCAGUACGUCGACGAUUUGUACAAUCACUUGAAAGGCACACUUUUUCAUGACGAACCAUACUCCACAUUAUCACUACCCAUGAGGGAUUCAGAUUCAGACUCAUCUGACCCUGAAGUUUGGAUUCGUAAAGAGUCCAACGUCUUUGACCCAAAUUAUGAACAAAGGGAGAACCAGCGUUACAGUUUGUUGGGAAACUCUCCGAGGCCGUCUGGUGUGUGGACUGAUGUGCCACACGAGGAAUGCUACUCAGGAGCUCCUUGCACCUGUAGCCCAGGAUUCCGCACAAGCGGCGGUGUCUUUGACUUUGAUCCCGAUCGUCAGGUUUGGCAUCGAAAAGCUUGGAAAGCAUUUGAUCCCAAGCAUCCGGUCCCUGAUCAAUAUGGCGAUGGUGACUAUGAGGACUACAUAUCUGGUGAAAACUUGGCUCAAAUAUUUCAAAGAGAUUCAGAUGGUAGGAGGCAAAGGUCAGAACUACAGAGCCCAAGGACCUCGCCUUUGAUUCCAAGGGUUGGCAAGAGAGGGGCAUCCGCAGGAUAUGUUGAUAAAAUCCAUGAUGUUCCUAUCCGUGCUCUGUCUGAUUCCAUUAAAAAGCGAAGGAUGAAAAAUCUUGGUGUGCCAGGAAACGCCGGUGAUUACGAGGGGUCAGAGGAAUUCAAAAAUGUCAGGUGGCGGGAUUUUUUUCGGAACAAGUGUCACAUGGAUAGCAGGUUCGAUGAUUUCUUUCAGCGGGAUGUAUUCAGUAGUAAAUUCGAGGAUAUCUUGGAGAGUAGUCCAUUCAAGCGGAGAUUGAGUGAUUUUGAGGAAUAUUUGUCGUCAAAACGAUCAUCGACAUCGUCAGCAUCAGCAGAUUCUUUCCUGAAUUUUCUCCAAAGUCGUCAACGGGAUGAUGGUCUUGGAAGUUGGGGGAGUUGUAGUAGUUCAUUUGGAAGUUGCAGAAGUCAUAGGAGUGACUGUUUCUCCGGAGAGAAUAGUGAUGAAAGUGAAUCAGAAGACGAAGCACAUAUACAUGGCCCAGAAUGUAAAUACACAUGUCACCACCGGUGUCGCCAGCUGAUAACGCUAGACUGUGAAGGUGCAAGCAACGAAGGCAGCUCAGAGGCACAAGCAUCUUGUUCCACGACUGAAGAAAGUACCAACGGCAAAGCCAUGGUUAAGGAAUCUGGUGAAUUCGAGUCUGGUUAUGAGCCAAAUGACCGACCAGACUACUCGUCGCUUCCCAAGGAAGACAUUCGACGCCGGAUAGAGGAAUUCAAUUCCAAGAAUACAAAUCAUGGACUUCUUAUGGAAAUGGGACAACUUCUGCUUAAACCGAGAGAAGAUGGCCUAACAUUCCAAGGUUUCAUUCGGGUAAACAUGAACCUAACUCGUCCAAUCAACAUGUCGAUAGGCGUACGGCCACCGUCUAUUUACGAUGUGCUCACGCAUGAAGACAUAGAGGACGAUCACACCCAGACGACGUCUUUCUAUUUACCCAGAGACACAGUCAAAGCUUUACAUAUUACCAGUGAUACAACGACGCGAGAAGUGAUAUCUUUACUCCUACACAAGUUCCAUAUCACAGACAAUCCACACAAGUUUGCCCUCUACCAUCAUUUUAUUGGCGACAAUAACAAACUUCAAAUCCGUAAGUUGCCCGACGGUGAGAAGCCACUGCAGCUCUGGCUGAAGUGGGAGGAGGAGGAGUCUGAGAGCCAGUGGAAACUUGUGCUGCAAGAAAAUGAGACGGGAGAAAUCAUGUGGGAGGCGUUUAGUAUACCAGAAUUGUCCAACUUCCUCGAGAUUCUUGAUCGUGAGGAAAAAGAACACAUUGAACAAUUGCGUACGAAAUAUAAAGUUAAGAAACUGCAACUAAAUGCGCGAGUACGAGAGAUUGUGUCAGAAGCUAGCGACACGGGAGAAAGUACGGCGUAGAAAUUAUGGGAUAGAAUCCAGUGAAAGGUGUCGGAAUCAGAUUCUGUAGAAUGAUGCGGGCGAAAAAUGUGAUUGAGAUCUCCAGAUUAUGUCAAAAUGUUCUUAGAAUCAGGACGGAAAGAAUGUCAUAGACAUGGAGAAUGCCACUCAGAAGUUAUUGUCAAUCUGUGGAUUCAGUCGGGAAAAUCAGUUUCCAGAAACUUUUUGUUCUCCUAAAGUAGUUUUAACAGGGUUGAAAUUGUAAAAAAAUGUUUGAAAAUGUAUAUCUGUGAGUGAUUUAUUUGAUUCAGUGAAAAUUUUCCGGGUGGCUGAUUUUUGAUAUGUGUCAAUUUUCAUGUGCUGUUUUUCCGCCCUGUUAAAACGUUUUAUGGAGAACACAUGACAGGCCUGGUAUCAUUGUGGAUUCAUUCAGAUCUGGACGUACGAAAAUAUGGAAUGUCAAAUUUGUAUUUCACGGUGGAUUUGUAUAAUCGCUAAGCUGCUGCAUUUGUGGGUGCUUGUGCAUCCUGAUCCUUGCCAAGGUUAAGUGACUUGCCUGAGGUGACCUCAGUUUCCUGUCUCAAGAAUUUUUUAUACACUAGUGUUUGAAAUAAUGUAGAAAAUAUGCAAAAUAGGGAUCCAAUUUCAACUCGUAAAGUGCAGAACUAAAGAGCGAUUUUUGUUGCUGCGACAUGCAAUGAUAAUUGCAUGUGACAAAAAUUGCUUGUUUGUAGUUGUCAUCCAAUUGCCUGUGACACGAAUCAGUCAUAACUGCCGAUUACUGCGCUCUUGCACCUAAGAUAGUUGUGAGAAAAAAAAAAUUAGAGAAUUUCAGAAUUGCAUACACUUGCAUGUGCGCUGCCAUGGAGUGUUGGAAGGAAAUUCAUUUCCCUCAACCAAUCUGGACAAGUGUGACCCAGGAUCUUUUUACACACUUCACGGCAGAAAAACUUCGAUGAUGGAAUACAGAACAUUUUUCCUUUGGCAAUUUUCUUCAUUUGUGAAACAACGAAAUGACCGCUGUAUAAUCUUUUUGUGCAUCUUUGGUCCCCUCACAUUGUUCUUUAGUUUUCCCGAAAGAUUUGGAGCAGGGAAUUGGUCGUGCUAAUUAUAUCCACAAGUAAUAGGCAGCUGAGAAUUUGCGGUAAAGUCAAUGCACAUUUUGUUUGUGCAGAACAUUGUAAUGUUAGUCAAACAUUGAAAUAUGCAAAAGUGUUGUGCCAGGUAAGGUAAAAGUGAUACAAUUAUAGACUCGGUACAAUUAUAGCCUCUAUAGUCUAGAAAACCGCUGACAGUAUGCAUUAAUGCACACACAGGUUAUUAUUGUACUGAGACCUUAAUUGUACUGCCUUACCUUGCAAUUUUUUGUGCAAUUCCUAUACUACCAAACUAUACUACUGUAUUAUACUAUACUUGCCCACAGUUGCAUGCAAAAAAUCUCCCGUUACAGCAUCAUGCAACGAAAUUUUUGCACCUCUCAAACCUGGAAAAAAUUGUUAGGUGUGGAGUGCAAAAUCGCUUGUUGCUACUUGCAUGCAACAGAAAUCACAUAUCCCUGCAACAAAACUUGCUACUGUGUAACAAAACUUGCUUGUGUAUGGCGAACAUUACUAUUGGUAUUGAAACUACUGAUUCAGUUUUCAUUUGGCCAUUCAUUUAUAUCGGUGAGAAACUUAUGGGGGUGGGGGUAGGUGAUCUACCAAGCUGAAACGAAAAAUGGAAAACUUCUUUAUGAAAAAGAAGGUUGUGAAAAGGCUUUUCUAUCUGAAGUUUGUCUCCACCUGUUGGGUUGGCUUUUAUAGUUUGUUGAUUUGUCAAUAUGUUGUUUUACAAAGAUUUGAAACUUUUCACUUGCCUGUCAGUCAACCUGUAUAAGAAUGAUGAUGGCAAUGCAGUGUUUUUCAAACUUGUUUGCUGAUUCUUGGAAGUCAGGGUGACCUGACGAAGCAAUGACUAAGACCUGGUUUACAUAGGAUUUAUGGUUGGUGUAAAGUCACGUGAUGAAACAAUGACUAAGGCAUGGUUUACAUCAGAUUCAUGGUUCACUUAAGGUCACGUGAUGAAGCAAUGACUUGAGCCGCCUGGUUUACAUAUGAUUCAUGGUUUCCGCAGCUCUGGCUGAUGCAUGGUUUACAUAGCAUUCAGUUUCACCUCCAGUCAUUGGAUGAAACAAUGACUCAGGCCUGGUUUACAUAGGAUUGACUUAUCAGGAGCAUGUUCGUUAUUGGCUUUUGAUUAAAAACAAGACAUGACACACUCUUUGUAAACCUUAGAAAACAUGAUCAUGAGGCAGUGACGAAGAAUGAUCAGGUUAAAUCUUGUUAAAAAAGGGUGAUUUUCGUUUUAAACUGCAAUUUUUUUCUGCUUAUAGAAAAGUGACAAAAAUUCCAUGACUCUGACCUGGUUUCCGUUACUGUCUGAAUGGCUAACAUUAGAAAUACUUUUUAGGCUGGAGUUAUACAGGAUUCAUAUAGUCACUUGUCAUGAUUCACUUGUCACAAGUCAACUGACUUUUACUUGAAAACACGAAAUGAGGGUGAAAAGUGACCUCGUGAAUCGUAGGUAGCCCGCUCUUUCGAAAUGACUUGUUCGUUCUUCAUGGCGUGAACAGUGAACAGCGUCAGGUUACAUGCAAGUGCAACAAAACUUGAGCUUUCAGUUUGAUGUCACACAUUUUUGUUGCUGAGCUGGAAGUCGAUUGGUUUUAAUUGAAACUAAAUUAUUAUUUAGUUGAUGUGUAUGCUAUAAUGAUGUGAAUUACUUCUGUCUGUGCUGAAAUAGUCUAUGUUGUUGAUUUCCUCCAAAUAUGAACUGUUGAAUGAUUUGGUCUUAUGUGUCGAUGGGGGUUGCUUUUGCAGCAAAUACAGAAUUCAUUUGCACCUUUUAUAAGUAACGGUAAUUUCCAAUACAGAUUGGGAGAAGUCAGUACUUUUGCCAGAAUUGAAUUGAAGAACUCCAAACUAAAAGGGUUACCAAUAAUAUUUCAAAAACAAUUUUUGUCUGAAAAAAUAUUUCUUGGUAAGAUGACCCCACUCAAAUGCUUUUUGCACCAAAGUAAGCUCCAUGCCCAAAUUUUACACAUUACAUCAUGAAAAUUCCUUUUAAGACAGUACAGUAUAUCGAAAUUUUGUUAGCAGAAAAGGGGGUACAAACUCCCCAUCUUCCAGGCAAGGGGGUAUACCCCCUGUCACCCUGCUGGUAGAAAUGAUGGCAGACAUGCUGGAGGCGUAUGUUGUCCGCACCCCACCCCCCACCCUCACCACUUCCACCCAAUCCUGAAGGAGUAUCAAGUUUCUAUGACAUAAGGUGAAAACUGAUAGUCAGGUUUUUAUCAUGGCAGACUUGUUGACUAUUGUCGACUUCACUGCAUUUAAUAUUUUACGAUUCUGACUCGAUGCAUCGAACUUUGAUUGUUUUCAUUCCAACAUUAAGUAGUUGGCUUUACUAUUCCUUAUUCUAGAUAGGUACUUGUAUUCUCAAAUAUUUCAGUGAAGGCCCACUCAUUUUGGUACUGCCGAAACCCAGUUAAAACAAACUUCAGGGGAUCAGAGUUUUCGUGUGUUAUAUCUUGGUUUUGUUAACAACGAAUGGGGAGUUUAUACAGAAACUGGCAAUGUUAUCUGUCGAUUUUCAUUCAAACUGAGUUUUAAGUGAGUUUUACUGUUAUAAUUGAGUUGUACUUUCAUAAUUUGGUGUUAUGCCGUUAUAACAGAAUUAUACUGUUAUAACUCAGUUAUACUGUUAUAACUCAGUUAUAUUGUUAUAACUGACUCUAUCAGUAUAAUAUGCAUAUUAUUGUUCAGUUGUCUGUCGUAUGAAUAUUGUUGCAAUAUUGUGUUAGCUUUUCCCCGUGGUUGCCAUAAGAUCAUGUUUAACCCUGAGAAAUUUGAAGCCACAGAAAACUUUGACAAAAUUAGGCAAAGUGACGAGCUGUCAUGACAUUGGCACCAGGGCAAGUGCUGCCAUCGCUUUGUAAGAAAGGCAGUCUGGACAUUCCACUAUGUGAAAUGCAGUAUACACAAAGUUUACUGAUGAAUUGGAGUGAUUUAGAUGUGCUAAUCAACUUUUGGACAGUGUCAUAUCCUAUGCCAUGUAGAGGGCACCACUGCAAUCCAGUGAGGCAGGCAGAAUAUUCAUAGGUUGAACUGUACAUGUAGCCUUGACCUCUUGUAAACAGUGACCUUGACCUCGAGCAACAAGGCCAAGGUUGAAGGUUUGUCUCUUGGUGAUCGAGAUGGACAAUUAAGUUUGUCGACUUAAACGUGUUCUUUCGUAGUAAAAUAGUUGUUUAACUCCAGCGUUUAGUUUCUUUGCAUUUUGAAUGGUUUUUGGUGACUUAACUUUAUAGUUUGAAUAUGUUGUUUUGGUUGAAACGAGAAUUCAAAGAGGUACUGGCAGAACUCCUCUGUGGCGUAGCACUGACAAGUAACAGGGUUAUGACUGUGGCGUAAACAAAUUAGGCUGGUGUUUCGUUCAAGUUACUGUAAACCCCUUUAUUUUGCAAGCCUAAUAAUUUCACAGUAUCACGACAGGAGAUGUACAAAUGAGCACUUCACGGGGAUGAGACAUAUACGAUACUUUGAGAAUUUCCAUUUUUCCACUCUUAAAAAAAGGGCUAAAUUUGACAGGAGAAAUGGAAAGAUCUUUGGCUCUGCUCUGGGUAGAACUUUGAAUUUUCAGAAUCGGACCAAAAAUAACCAUUUUAGAGGUAUAUUUGGAAGUUAGGGGAGUUCCAAAUUUUCACGGUCAAAUACAAAGACUUUUCCUCAAAAGGGGGUUGUUUGCACCAGUCACCUCCCUUGUCUUGCCUAUUAUGUGUCAUGUAUUUUUUCACUCAUAUCCAAGAAUGUAUAGCCAAUUUUCACCAAUUUUCACCAAUUUUGUCCUGUUUCAUUAAUGUUUCAUUUCACACUAUAAUCUUGGAAGUCAAAAUUAUGCUUUGGAAGAUCGAAAUUGUUUGAUAUUUUGUUGCAUCAUGAUUGUUUAUAAAUGAUUGUUGAAAAUUACUGAUUAUGAUUUCAUCAUUGGGAAUUGUAUUUUCUUAUCCCUCUUUACCGAAAGAUGUUAAUUGGCCACCUUUUAAUGUUACACAUAUUUUUUGGGUUUGUACACGCACAAGCUGUUGAUGUUGAUGUUAUCGUUUAGAUUUCAAGUGUAAGGAGCCAAGUCUGUACCCUACUCAUUUUGGAGUGAUCUUACCCAUCUGCUAGUCUCCGGAAAAAAGAUGGUGAUUUCGAUAAGCAUGAUUUGGGAAUUACUCACUAGAUGGCACUGUGUUAGCAUCAGCCAUCAGCGAUGUUGGGAAUUAAAAGUCUUUCUCUAUUUUUGGCACCAGACGUCUGAUAUAUCGCAAAGAUUUACUGGAAUCAUUUUUAAGUUUUAAAAAAAUUAAUAAGCAGCAUUUGGAUGUCUCUCCAAAUGCUGCAUAGGUGGAGCUAGUAGCCUGAAACCGAGUAGACUCUUUCAUCCCUUUCUGCUCUUCGAAAAAAUAUUACAUUUCAGCCAGGGUGGUCAAGUGAUAAGCAGUGCCAUCUGUGAGAUAUUCAUCGAACUGCUCAUCACUAAGCGGUGCGUUUGUGGGGACAAGUUGGCGGGCACAACCGUUGUGAGAGGAAUCAGAGAAAGGCAAAAGAGCAUUUGAAAAGCUUUUGAGUGUAAAACUAAUGCAGAUAAUUAUUGUUACAUUUUGUUUUCAUGAUAGUGAUACAAGAACAAAAAAACGUGUAAACUUAUAACCAAGACGGGCUGUAACAGCUCCCAAGUCAUCAGGGUCUUUGCUACAGACAAGGGGGGGUGAUUACCUGUAUGGGGAAACUUCUCUUUCGCACUUUCUUCAUCUCGUAUGCCCUUUUUCCCCGAGAAUGUCCUGUGUUGAAUCGGGAUGUUUUAGCCAGGCCCAGCAAGAGUACAUGAUAAUUACAAGAAUAGUUGUUUCCGCUUGGUAUAAGGUGUCCGUCAGUUAGAUAAUUCUUAAUCUAGCGAAAAUUCUGAAUAUCCCCAGUAAAGUCUGAAUACCCUGCAUGAGUCGAUUUGGGAUAUUUUGAACCCUGCCAGAGUACAUAAUAGCAAAAUUAUUGUUUCCGCUUGGCAUGAGGUGUCUUUUUCAGCUAGAUAAUUCUUGAUUUAUCAUGUUGAAACCAGUCAUUGGACAUUCCCUUCAGUUUGUUGUUCUCGCAUAACUACAGUGGAACCUCCCUUUGCGGACACCUCUCUGUUAAGGACGUCUUCUCUAUUAAGGACUCUAGUUUUAGUCCCAAAGUGGACGUUUCCAUUCAAUUUGACCUCUCUAAUCAGGAUACAUCUCUAACAGCACUUGUCAGUCACGAGGGUGUCCUUAAUAGAGAGGUUCUACUGAAACUCUAUCUGACAACUUUGCGAUCAGAUUAACACAUUCUAGCUUUGGAACACGGUUUUUCUAGAAGAUCAUCAUAAAAUGACUGUGCCAUGUUCUGUAAUUUUAUUCCAAAAACUGCAAGUCUUUUCAAUUUGUCUGUAAAUAAUGUAUAUUAUGUAUGUCAAUACAAUGAAGUUUAUGAUA